AUGGGUUCUCACCCAGAGCUCAUACACAUCAGUCAAAAGAGUCUCGACCUUCAUUCACCCUCCGCCAGAAGCGAUUUGACUGAUAUCUCGAACUUGAAGGCUGUCGACACAGUUAUGGACGUCCUCCUCGAUUCAGGAAAGUACAGCGACAUGCGCAUUACAUGCCAGGAACAAGCAUGGAAUAUGCAUCGCUCAGUGGUCUGCACUCAUUCGCCUGUAUUUGCAGCCAUGGUUGAUGGAGGGUUCAAGGAAGCUCACAGCGGCGUCAUUGACCUCCCAGACGACAAACCAGACAUCGUGGAGAUGAUGCUUCGCUUCCUCUACCAAGGCGACUACGGUGACACGCGCUAUUCUACCAAACCCGGCGAGGAACUGGUAGAGCUUAACGCGGACGCACUGGUUGUGAAUGUCGAAGUAUAUGUCAUAGCUGACAAGAACAGCAUCCCCGCCCUAAAGGGCCUUGCCCGGCAUAAGUACACAGAGCUUGUGGCAGAGAUAUGGCAGAGAGAUACUUUCAUGGAUAGUGUGGAGAUGGUGUUCCAGAGAACGCUGCCUGGUGAUUCCCUGAGAAAGUUCGUUAUUAAGACGGUGGUGUUGCACAUACAUGCACUAAUCAGCGAGGACUGGUUCGUGGCGAUGCUGGAGGGCCAAGGGGACUUUGCAGUGGAAGUGUUGAGGGGAAUACUGGAGCUGGGUUGAAGUAUUUGGACUGAAGCUUAUGGGGGGGGCCAGUUAGCAAACCCCACAAAGAAAUCUAACAACUAGCGUUGGAAAACCAGGCAAGGGCUAGAUCCGAUGAGUCGUGUUUGAGGUUUGAAUAGGGAAAGGAAAAGUUAGAGUGCAAGGAGAGGUUCAUAUAAAAAGGGAUGCUCGAGCAAAAAGUGAAAAGUGAAGAUGGGGGUUCUUGUUGGAUAGCUAGAGAUCAUUAAUCGAGUUUGUAUCAACUUGGG
This is a messenger RNA of Pseudogymnoascus verrucosus, 950 nucleotides long. RefSeq lists its product as uncharacterized. The record is from RefSeq and is a predicted model, not a curated record. NCBI's taxonomy places the organism in Eukaryota, Fungi, Ascomycota, Leotiomycetes, Thelebolales, Thelebolaceae. The transcript is spliced from 4 exons. Bases 1 to 699 code for a protein of 232 amino acids. Gene Ontology annotation, molecular function: protein binding.